Molecule: messenger RNA, 1172 nt
Organism: Dioscorea cayenensis subsp. rotundata (Guinea yam)
Lineage: Eukaryota; Viridiplantae; Streptophyta; Magnoliopsida; Dioscoreales; Dioscoreaceae
Product: acyl-CoA-binding domain-containing protein 1-like
Molecular function (GO): fatty-acyl-CoA binding; protein binding
Source: RefSeq, a predicted model, not a curated record
AAAUCCAAUCUUCAUCCAUUGAUCCUCCCUAGGGUUUCGAUCCCAACUAGUUCAAGCUCUCUCUCUCUUUCUCGGUCGCCAUGGGAGACUGGAUGGAGCUCGGCCAGGCCGUCUUCUUCGGUGUCAUUCUCUCAUUCAUCGUCGCUAAGCUAAUCUCCGUCGUCGUGUCUUUGAACGAAGAUCGCCUCACUGGAGCCGCCGACCAAUCUGUACAACCGACCUCCGGCGCUUCUGAGGUUGCCAAGCCUAGGGUUUUGGAGGAAGAUGCAGGGGUGUCGGUAAAGGAGGCGUCUUUGAGAGGAGAGAGUGAUGGUGAUGAUGAUUGGGAGGGGAUUGAGAGCACAGAGCUUGAUGAGGCGUUCAGCGCCGCCACGACCUUUGUGGCCGCUGCCGCCGCUGACCGGAUGGCCUCCAAAGUCUCGAAUGAGUUGCAGUUGCAGCUCUAUGGGCUCUAUAAGGUCGCCAUUGAAGGGCCUUGUACAACGCCGCAGCCCUCUGCGAUCAAGAUGACAGCGCGCGCCAAAUGGAAUGCAUGGCAGAAAUUGGGUGAUAUGCCUCCAGAAGAAGCUAUGCAGAAAUAUAUUAUGCUUGUCACAGAGCUGUAUCCUAAUUGGGCUGGCAAUUCUAGUUCAGCUAGAGACGAGGGUGCUGUUGGUUCUGCGUCUAGCUCUGAUAAAGGACAUAUGGGCCCGGUUUUUAGCAGCUUUAUUUAUGAGGAAGAGGUUGAUAAUGAUUUAAAGUUAGAUGCUAUUCAUGUUUCUGCUAGGGAAGGAAAAAUGGAAGACUUGCUUUCCUGCAUUGAGAAUGGAGUUUCAAUAAAUUUGAGGGACAGUGAAGAACGGACUCCUCUUCAUUGGGCUGUCGAUCGUGGCCAUUUUGAUGUGGUAGAGAUUCUUAUUCAUAGGAGUGCAGAUGUAAAUGCGGAGGAUCAUGAAGGCCAAACUCCAUUGCAUUAUGCUGUUCUCUGUGAGCGCGAAGCCAUAGCGAAGCUGCUUGUUGAGCACAAUGCGAAUCUUAACUUGAAAGACAAAGAUGGCAAUACUCCGGGUGACCUCUUAGGAUCGUCGUGGGUGUUUAUGAGCUCUCCUAAUUGAAUGAACACAAAUUUGAUUGUUUUACUUCUAGUUUCAUUGAAACUACGCACCAAUUUCUUUUCCUUUGUAUAUGAGAAG